Molecule: messenger RNA, 4587 nt
Organism: Colletotrichum karsti
Lineage: Eukaryota; Fungi; Ascomycota; Sordariomycetes; Glomerellales; Glomerellaceae
Exons: 2
Coding region: 1-4587 (1528 amino acids)
Biological process (GO): regulation of transcription by RNA polymerase II
Cellular component (GO): mediator complex
Molecular function (GO): transcription coregulator activity
Source: RefSeq, a predicted model, not a curated record
AUGGACACAAGCGAAUACGAUACUAAUACCUUAUUAAAUAAUAACAUCUCGUCAAUCGCUUUCCGAGUAUAUGAACCUUCUCUGGACCAGGCGCAAACCUUCCCUUCGGCAGCUGCUGAUGUAGAGACCCAACUACGGAGUCGCGGCCACAUCGUCUACUAUGAUACGGUAAAACGCGUCUUGUGGUAUUAUUCCAUUUCGAGCAAAGAUGCGGCCUCUUCCGACGAUAGCAACGAGAUCCUGGGCCAGACCGUCGAGGCAGCUGGUGCGACGUUGCUGAUGGUGGAGGAUGGGUCGUUCGAGCCGAUCAGCUUGUUCAAAGGCCGCGCGCCGGGCCAACAAGCUGCGAAUACACCUACAAGCUCGUCAUCAAGCGCUUCGGCUCUCGAUCUGUCGCUCCGGAAUCCACAGACGGCUGGCUCCGGGACGCCAAGUGCUUCCGAUCCCGAUUCGAAACCGGCCUCGGCCGGAGGAUCCGAUACGAAGGGUACAGGGUCCGUCUCCCUGAGCAUCGCCUACGAACAGUUCGUCACGGCGCUUUUAGCGACCGUUUCGGCAUCUUUCUGCAACCGCGUUGCCGCGAUCCCUCUAAACUACCGAACCGUUCUCUUGCCAUCCAAAGUAACCCGCGAAACACAAUCCGACCGAGCUCUCGAUGCCGAAGCUGCAGUUGUUGGGUCCUUCAGGGUCUAUUUGACAACCAAGGGCGCCCUGGUCAUGAGCCUCUCUUUAUCAUGUUGCGAAGGCAUGUUGUCGGUGAACGAACCGUCAAGUCCGGGUCAGAUUGUCCUAGGUUCGCAGAUCCUGGCAGCUCCCUUUGGUGUUUUGGCGAAUUAUCAAGGGUUCAUGGGCGGAGGCUUGUCAUAUCCAGAGCUUGGUUUAGGACAAACGCCAGAUACACAACUUUGGAGAAACGCAGAUGCGAAAUCCUCGCAAUGGAGAGACACAUGUAUCAAGAUUCUGCUGUCUCGUGGCCUCUCUCCCGCACUGCUUCAGUCUUGUCCCUGGAUCGCACUCCAGAUGAUCCGCCGCAAAACUGGUGACCAGAGCGGAAGGACAACGCCGUUUCCCUCGACUUUGGCAACAAUAUCUUGGCCGGCUGUUCUCUGUUUCCGGAAGAAGUCUGUUGUACUGGCGCGAAAUCAUGGUCUUGGGGAUGCUAUGCUCUUGGCCCAAGAGGAAACUACGGAUUUCCUCAGUGAAGCCCGAACCUGGUUCCAGAUGGGAGCUGAUAGGGACGACAAGGUUGUGAAGCGGAAGAAAGAGAGGGAGAUCGCUGCGACGAAAGAGGCAUCGGCGGUGGCCCCCCCACCACAACCCAACGGACAUUCUCCUCUGGGACUGAGACGUGCAAGCAACGCAGCUGCUGUGGGCACCAUGUAUCCGACUCCACCAGAUGCAGUCCAGAACCCUCUUGGUAUCACGCCUUCCAUUGAUGGCACAACCUCGAGUCCGGGAGCCCCGAAUGCGACAGUUGCGGUGGCUGAUAUAGACACUGCUAUGGCAGAUGUUACCGUUCCUGAAACUCAUAUGACGAAUAUGCCGAACAUCGGCCAGCAAACCGAACACUACGGGGAUGGGUGGACUUCGAACGACACCAAGCCAAGAGCGGACUCGUUUCUCGGAGGCGAUAACGACAAUCUGUUUGGAGAUAUUGGGCCAGAUAUGUUUGGAGACGCCGACAUAACCGAUGCCGACUUCAGCUUCUUCGAUGAGCAACCAGGCGAUGACUUGGACUUAUCAGGUCUGCCGGAUUUGGGCAUGCCAGACGCGUCUUUGGUGCCCUCCGUCAUAUCAGCUCCAGUGCCUGAGCCUGCGAAAAUAAAGGCUCCUCCGAUACAUGAGGCAAAACCUGAACCGACUCCUCCAAUAUUCACCAAACCCGAACUGAAACAUGCCAGAAGCACUUUGAUGGACGAAGGGAAGCAAAAAAUCAACACGGAAAGGCCAACAGGAAUCAAGAGAGAGUCGAGCCCGUUCGACCCAGACACCGUUUACAAGAGAGUGCGCGCCUCACUGGCAGACAUUCGAUCCACGCCUACCAGAACACCUUCUCGUAAAGGGAGUAUCUUCGACAGUGUGGACUUUGAUCCGGUUUUGCCUCUGGUGAACAAGAAAUAUGAGCAGGGUGGCCGUUUUGAUUGCAACCCGACUUCACGAGGAAUAUCACAAGAACCAGUCACGCAACCUAGUUUUCAAGGGCCACCUACCACCGACUAUCUGCGAAGACACGGAAAGCAAAAGAAGAUGCUGAAACACCCAGCAGAACAGAAGAACGCUGUCAUUCGCACAAUUACAGGCGGCCUUGAGAACGCAACUCUCAACACAAGUCCUGGAAAGGGGGACGAUUUAGCAUCCGACGCAGACGAUUUGAGCUUGGUUUCGGACCAGGACGAUUCUAGCUCGAGCACAGAUGAGCCAGCAUCUCCUUUCAAAUCAAGCAUGAAGAGGAUGAACUUUGACGAUGAUGUUGUUUCUCAUGUUACCUCCUUGAGGGACAUUGAAUCCGUCGAAGAUUCCGACCCGACUUUAGCCUUGGACCUUCCAAAGCUAGCCAUUGUCGAGGCUAAAGAGGUAUCGGUGACGAGGUACUUUGAGGACGCCGAGUCGCUUCCAAUACACCUCUCAAUUACGGACGAGGACAUGAUCACGAUCGCUCAGAUUGUAACAGAGCAGGCGGUGACCGGUAAUCUGAAAGUGCGUGAUUCACAAUCCAACACUCUGAAUACGGCCAUUGUAUCAGAAACGCGCCGUCAGUUGUCCUCGUUGGGCAGAACUGCCUUGCAGACUCUGCGGGAGGUUGUACCUGCUUGUCUUGGGGAGUUCAGCACUUGCAACUUCAAAGGCGUUGUUGAGGUUCCUGACGUCCCUCUGCUUGGGCAGCCAAAUAGACUGAACCCAAGACCGGUUCCGCCGAGAGACGCGAAUGCAGAACCGCCCAAGCCCAAUAAUCUUUUCCAAAUUCCGGCGCCGCAUAUGGAGCUUCGUCGAGCCGAAGCCAGACUCUCAGUCCUUCCGUCAAGCGUUCAGUUCUGGGAAAGCUUGGGGCUCGGCCCAGCUCAAGGCACGAAAGAUGUUAACGCAGUCUGCGUGUUUCCCAAUUGGGACGGCAUGACUGAUGUUGCCGCCGCCUUCUUGGAUCGGAUGCGGAACGUUUACGAGUUGCUCAAGUUGGGCUCUUUCGAGCGUCUUCCUCCUAGCUCAAAGGUAGCCGACGGGCUUAUGCCAUUCGAAGCGGACAAGAUUGCCACAUCACCGGGCACUGUAAGCCCUCACAUUGGGGGAGGCCUAGGCGAUCGCAUGGAAGCUCUUUGCCAGGGACUAUUGUCAACGAACGUCACGGCGAAGAAUUUCGUGGUGUACUUUGUGUACGCGCCAGACCAUCCCGGGUCCAUCGUGGAGGAAUGCACGGCCUUCCAACAACUAUUUGAGAUGUAUAAGAGGUCCCUGACCAACCAGAGACAAGUUCCAGUCAAUGAGCUUGUUCUGCAACUGGUUCCCCUCGACUUCUUGACCUCGUCGGCGGGUAUCGUUGAGCCCACGCCGAGCGACACGAUCAAACUCGCAUUGGAGACGUAUGACCGAUGCACCUUGUUUGGCGGGCCGAUGCCGUCGCCUGCCAUCAUGUUGGAGCAGUCGUUACCUAGGGGCAUCGACUUCAAGCUCACAAACACAUCGUCCUCAUCUCUCAUGCACGAAAAUAGUUGUAUCCAUAUUGCUUAUGCGCAGAGCAUCGACGAGAGAUGGAUUACUGCAGCAUGGACCGACAACAGAGGAUGUCAACAAAUGACAGUAUCCUACAGCCUUGGACGUAAGGGCAAACCUCUAUCGACCUCUCUGAAUGACGUAUAUCACGAGAUUUGGGAGACGACUCACGACCUGAUCUCUAAGUGGAAGGUUCACUGGCGGGUCAUCAUCACCAAGUGCGGUGCCAUGGAUCAGCAGGAAAUCGGGUUCUGGCAAGGGCUUGCGCAAACGGAGUCGGUGGCGACGGUGAGCUUGACACUGAUAUCGGUGGAUACCAGCCCGUCUCUCCAGUUGAUUCCUCCGGCGAUCAGAGUUCCAACAACUGCUCCGUCGGCAUUCUACACGACGCCCGUCUCGACACCGCAGGCGUCCAUUCUCUCACCUGAGCAGAGUGGAACUCCGGUUACGCCUAUGAAGGAAACCUAUCCUGUCAAUGCCGCCACACCUGGAGGAACACCUGGCGACGGCAACGCGGAACCCGCCGAAGGAGAUGCCAUCCUCCUCGAUGUAAUGGACCAAACUUGGGGUGCAGUGCUUGCCCACAGGCUCAGCAACUCGGCUACCUUGGGGGAUAUAAAUCCUGCUCUGAUCAGUGGCUACCUCGUCAAACGCGGAGGACCGAAACUUGAAGACCCGCCAGUGGUCAUGGAAGUCAACAUCGUGCACGUGGAAAGCAACCCGCGGCUAUACGAGUCUCUCAUGCGGGAGAUGCUCACUUACUUCAGGGGCCUUGGGACUCUGGCUCGAGCCAGGGGCAUUGUAGAUAGGGGGACGGACAUACGACCUUGGCACAUCGCAGCAGCGGAGAAGGGCGUCAGGGCAUUAUACCUUUUGAUGUGA